This is a messenger RNA of Engraulis encrasicolus (European anchovy), 10533 nucleotides long. RefSeq names its product plexin b1b (gene plxnb1b). Bases 702 to 7844 code for a protein of 2380 amino acids. Gene Ontology annotation, molecular function: protein binding; semaphorin receptor activity. Lineage: Eukaryota; Metazoa; Chordata; Actinopteri; Clupeiformes; Engraulidae. The transcript has 40 exons. Gene Ontology annotation, cellular component: plasma membrane; semaphorin receptor complex. Gene Ontology annotation, biological process: semaphorin-plexin signaling pathway involved in axon guidance; regulation of cell migration; axon extension. The record is from RefSeq and is a predicted model, not a curated record.
AUUCGCCUCUCGCUCUAUUCGCCGGUCCAUGUGAUAAUAGUGCAAGCGCACUGUGAAAGUUGGGGGAAAAGAACGGCUGACCGCCUCGCUGGUUCUACAGCAAAGAAAACCCAACCUCGCCACGGAUAAAGGACAGUUUGGAAAAGUUAUAUGCGUUCUACACUAUUAACGUACCUUGAGCCUACAGACCGACUCGACAAGGGAGUUUGUGUACCCAGAAACGUGCGCGUUUACCAGGAUUUUCUAAAAGGAUGAAUAUCUUGAAUUUAAGCCACGAACUAUCCACUUGCACAACGAAGACUGGAGGGGGGAGAAUUCUUUUUUGAAAGUGCGGCAAGGAAUGGUGGAAUUCACAGCUGUGGAAAAAAACACCAAGGACCCGCAUGGAGGUGGGAUAUAAGUGAUUCCAGAAGCGACUCCAGACUUGUUUUAUUUUGGGAUCGGAGCACCCGGGGACUAACUGCAACCACCUCCAUCUGACACAAGUUCAACAGGUGGAAAGGAGACGCGAGGAGACGUGUGAAGCUGUUUUGUACAAGUGUCCUGCAAGGAGAAGCCCACGGGAAAUGAGGGAGUGAAUCUGCAAAAGAAAGAAACGGAAACAGACACUCAGACAGACACACAGACGGACAGAGGGACCGACGGAGGGGUGAGGUGACAUGCCUCUUUGACGGUCAUUAGGAAACAAAUGAGUCAUCGCUAUGCCUGGCGGGACGGAGGUUCUUUCCUGUAUGCUGGUGUCAUCCUUACUCUUCACCACGGCGCUGUGGUCGUCGGGCACCACCCCCGCCCUCGCCCUCGUCUCCACCACCACCACCGUGACCUAUGACCCCGUGGCGCAGCACCCCACCUUCAGCCGCAACGACACCCUCUUCGAGCACCUGGCGCUGCACCCGGACCCGGCGCUGGGCCGCGUGUACCUGGGGGCCCGCGAUCGCCUCUUCCAGCUCUCCGCCGACCUGACCCUGGAGGAGGAGGAGCGCACGGGCCCCGUGAAGGACAGCCGCGACUGCCUGCCGCCCAUCACCGAGCACAACUGCCCGCAGGCGCGGCCCACCGCCAACCACAACAAGCUCCUAUUGGUCGACCCCUUCGGCGGCGAGCUGAUCAGCUGCGGCAGCAUCAACCAGGGCAUCUGCGAGAAGCGCAGCUUGGACAACGUCAGUCGGCUGCUGUUCGCCGCUGAGAAGCCCGUGGACACGCAGUACGUGGCGGCCAACGACCCGAACGUGACGACGGUGGGGCUGGUGGUGGGGGCGGGGGGCUCGCAGCGUGGCGGCGGCCGGCAGCCCGUGCUCUUCGUGGGCCGCGGCUUCACCAGCAGUCACCCGCCCAUCUCCACGCGCAACCUGGCGUCGGAGCCCGUCUUCUCCUACGAGGACACGGCCAAGCUGGCGGUGGCCGGCCGGCUCUCGGAGUACGACCACCACUUCGUGGCCUCGUUCGCGCACCGCUCGCACGUCUACUUCCUGUUCUACCGGCGCGACCUCAAGUCGCAGUCGCGCGAGUACCGCACCUACGCCUCGCGUAUCUGCCUGGACGACUCGGCCUACUACUCGUACGUGGAGGUGCCGCUCAGCUGCCGCUCGGCCGCGGGGAAGAACUACAACCUGCUGCAGGCCAUGCGCGUGGGGCUGCCCGAUGUUGGGGGCUCGUCGCCGGGAUCGCAGCAGGAGCAGGGGGGAGGCGCAGAGGAGGUGCUGCUGGGGGUCUUCUCCACGCGCUCCACCUCCGGGUCCAGGCCCAGUGAGGACUCGGCCCUCUGCAUGUUCUCCCUGAGGGAGUUGGACCAGCGCAUCAACGCCACCAGAGAUCUGUGCUACACGCAGCAGGGACGCGGGGAGAGCGGCAUGGAGGCGGCUUACAUUGAGUACGACGUCAAGUCCAACUGUGCCAACUUGCCCUCGAACACCUUGGAUGCCUAUCCUUGUGGUUCGGACCACACCCCCAGUCCCAUGGCGAGCAGAGUGCCCGUGGAAGCUGAGCCCAUAUUGGACAGCCCGUCCGCCCGUCUCACGGCCGUGGCCGUCAGCGUGAGGGCGGGACAUACCAUCGCCUUCCUGGGAGACUCCAAGGGAAAUCUACACAAGGUGUUUUUGGGUCCUAACGGGGAGGUGGAGGAGUACGCUGUCAUCAGCAUCCAGCCCAACGCACCAAUCAGCAGUGAGCUCAUGCUGGACCAAUCAGAGGAGCACCUCUAUGUUAUGACCCCAACAAUGCUGGAGAAGAGGCCGGUGGCCGAGUGUCAUCAGCAUACUGACUGCCACUCCUGCCUGUCUGCCCAUGACCCCUACUGCGGCUGGUGUGUGCUGGAAGGAAAGUGUGGUCAGCGUGCGUCAUGCUCGCGUGGCUCUCAGGAGGGCCAAUGGCUGUGGAGCUUUGACAUGGAGCAGCAGUGCCUCACCAUCCAGACACUACAGCCCUCCAACAUCAGCAGAGAGGAGAAGAGGAGUGUGUCUCUGUCCAUCCCUGGUCUGCCAGGCCUGGAGGAGGGGGAGUCCUACUCCUGUUUCUUCGAGGGCGACUCCAGCCCGGCCUCCCUGACCCACGCCUCAUCGGGCAUCACCUGCUCCUCUCCAGACGCCAGCAGGGUGCCCGCUGUACCCCCUGGGCAAGAUCACAUGACCGUCACCCUGUCGCUGCGGUUUGGGGACGUGGUGGUGGCCUCCCGUGACUUCACCUUCUACGACUGCAAGGCCGUCAAGCAGCUGUCGGGGAGUAUGCCGUGUCGAGGGUGUGUGUUGAGCCGCUGGAGGUGUAACUGGUGUGUGCAUCAGCACACGUGCACCCACAAGCCAGCCUGCGAUGAGGGGCUCAUCAUAUACAACGAACAUUUCAAAAUCCCCACCUCAGCCCCCCCAACGAGCCAGAUGCUUAAACAAACCACCACCGCCUCCAGAACCACCCUGACCACCACCACCCUCGCCACAACCACCCCCACAACCACAACCACCACCACCACCACUACAACCACCCAGGCCCCAACCACUCAAGCCCCCACCGAGCCCCCAACAACCACAGCCUCCACCACAACCCCCACCACCACCACACCCACCACCACUCAACCUCCCACCACCACCACCACCACUGAAGCUCCAACAACCACAACACUGCCCACCACCACCACGCCUGAACCCACCACUCCGGCCCUGCCUCACACCACCCACCCCGUGACACAGGAGCCCACACCGGUUGUUGUCUACACCGAGCCCCCUCUGCUCUCCCCAGGGGAGCCCACCUCCUCCACCCAGCCCCUGGAGGCUCAGACGGGAGGCCCGGUGCUGGACGAGACCAACUCGGAGGAGCUGCCACUGGCCCCGGCGACGGAAGCGGAGGCCCUCAGCGAAACCGACCUGGCCCUGGUGACCGUCAGCAGCCUGGAGGUGGUCGUCUCGGAGACCGAGGCGCCGCUGGUCACCGAGCAACUGCUGGUGGAAGAGGAUGGGUGGAAGAAGGAGGAAGAGGAGGAGGAAGAGUCGGAUGAGUCCGACGGGACGUCGCCCGACGCUCCCCCAGCUCUCGAGGAACCCGAGACGGAGACAGAGACCGAGGACUCCUCCUCCUCCUCCUCAGCCUCCUCCACCACCAGCGCCAUCCUCACCCCACUCAUGCUGCAACCCCCCACCGACUCCUCCCCCCUCCUCCUCACAGACGCCCUCCAGGAGACCGCCAUGCCACCCGAGCAGGAGCAGGAGCAGGAGGCCAUGGGGCCGGAGCCCACUUACUACAUGCUGCCCCCUGGAGCCACGGACAUGCCGGUGGAGGAAGACACCACGGCCCCCGUGGCGGCGGCGACGGACGACCCGGAGCUGCUCCACUGGCCUGAGGAGGAAGUGACACAAGAGGAAGUGAAGGCGGGAGGGGCGGUAGCGGCGGAGGGGAGGGCUGAGAAUGACACGGCCACCUACUCUGCAGCCACCAUGCUGUCGGGGGAUGGGGAGAUGGUGGAGCACCACGGCCAGGGGCAUCAGGGCGGGGCCCAGGGGCAACACUCGUACCCGCGUCUCCUGGACGACGUGGACUCGGAGAUGGACUACCAGUAUGAGAUGGGCGAGGCUUACCUGCCGGGGGAUGAGGCACCUGUGUUUAGCUGGGGGGCCUCGUCGUGUCCGUGCGUGGAGAAGGUCCAGGGCUCCUCCCUACUGCCGGUGCAGGUGGAGAGGAAGAUCACUCUUAGAGCACGCAACCUGCACCUGUAUCAGGACCGUGACCUGGAGUAUGAGUGUGUGUUGGUGAUCGAGGGCCGCACGGUGGUGGUGGACGCCUAUGUGGAGAGUGACGACAUGGAGCCAGAGCUCUUCGACAUCACCUGCCAGCUGCACAAGUAUUCAUACAGUGCCCAUGUGGAGGAGUAUAAUGCUAUGGUGUACGUCAAGAGGAGGAACACCUUCCAUGUGGACAGUGCACAAGACCUCUAUGUGACUCUGUACAACUGCUCGGUGGGCCGUUCGGACUGCAGCCGCUGCCACACGGCGGAGUCCAAGUACAGCUGCGUGUGGUGCGGGGGAGCCCACUCCAAAUGCACCUACAGCGGCUCCUGCCACCAGGCCGUGGAGGACACCUGCCCCGCACCCGUCAUCCACUUUAUUGAGCCUCUGUCGGGGCUGGUGGAGGGGGGCACCGUGCUCACUAUCACUGGCUCCAACCUGGGGCAGAAGGCCCAGGACAUCCAGCGCUCGGUCACCGUGGCAGGGGUGCCCUGCGACGUCAUCCCACACCUCUACGAAAUCUCAUCUAGGAUUGUGUGCCGGACCAAAGCGAGCGGCGAGGAGAAGUCUGGCCAUGUGCUGGUGGAGGUCAGCGGGGGAGGAUUUGGCCUGUCCAGCCAACGCUUCAGUUACCAGGACCCCCUGCUGACGGAGGUGACCCCCUGGAGGGGUCCGGUGGCCGGGGGCACGUCUCUGACGCUGCUGGGUCGCAACCUGCUGACGGGCCGGGCUAGCGAGAUCAAAGUGCUGGUGGGCCACAUACCCUGCACCAUUGUGGGAGGUGUUCAGGAGGGCUCCAUAGUGUGUGUGACUAACGCCAGUGCUAACCAGGGGGAGCACCGGGUGACGGUGCGUUACGGCCCCAGCGAGCGCCACCUCCACGGCACCAUGUACCACUACACCCCCAACCCCAACAUCACACAGGCCGCCCCCUCCAGGAGCUUCCUCAGUGGUGGGCGUGUGAUCUAUGUGUACGGCCACAACCUGGAUGUGGUGCAGGAGCCCCAUAUCCUGGUGACCGUCUACCCAGCCGAAUCCGGCCCUCACCAGAGGAAGAGGAGGAGCAGGAGCAGGAGCAGGAGGAGCAGCCAGCCCGCGGGCCUCCUCAACCCUGACCAGGAGAACUCUCUGGGAAGGCACCGGAGGAUCAUUCCGGAACUAGACUGCCCCAGAGGCAUACUCUGCUCGGCCAAGCAGUAUUCGGAGCGCUGUGAGUCCAACACCUCGUCCCUGCUGCUGUGCCGCACCCCAGCAGUGGACGUGUACGCGCGAGGAGGCCGCGUGAAGGUGGAGUUCCUGCUAGACAACCUUCGCUUCGACUUCCAGACGGUCACGCUCACGCCCUUUGUGUACGAGCUCAACCCCACGCUGAGGAACCUGAGCCAGCACGACUCCAGCAAACCCUUCCGCUACAAGCCCGGCAGCGUCAUCUCCGUGGAGGGUGAGAAUCUGGACCUGGCCAUCUUUAAGGAGGAGGUGGUGGCGAUGAUCGGGGACGGUGUGUGUGCGGUGAAGACGCUGACCCAGAACCACCUGUACUGUGAGCCACCCCCCCAGCAGCCCUCCCCGGGGCCCCCCGGACGCAGGAGGGAGGGGGCCGACGCCCUGCCUGAGUUUACAGUGCAGAUGGGUAACCUGAACUUCUCUCUGGGCCGCGUGCAGUAUGACACCCAUAGCCAGUCCACCUUCCCCCUGGAGGCCAAGAUCGGCGUGGGGGUGGGGGCCUCCAUCGUGGCCCUCAUCGUCUUCAUCAUCGUCCUCAUAUACAGGAGGAAGAGUAAGCAGGCCCUGAGGGACUAUAAGAAGGUCCAGAUCCAGCUGGAGAAUCUGGAGACCAGCGUGCGUGACCGCUGCAAGAAGGAGUUCACGGACCUGAUGACGGAGAUGAUGGACAUGUCGAGCGACCUGGUGGGCUCCGGCAUCCCCUUCCUGGACUACCGCAGGUACGCAGAGCGCAUCUUCUUCCCCGGCCACCGGGAGUCGCCACUGAGGCGCGACCUGGACGUGCAGGAGUGCCGGCGGGCCACCGUGGAGCAGGGCCUGGUGCAGCUCUCCAACCUGCUCAACAGCAAGCUCUUCCUCACCAAGUUCAUCCACACUCUGGAGAGCCAGCGCACGUUCUCCCCGCGCGACCGGGCCUACGUGGCCUCCCUCCUGACGGUGGCGCUGCACGGCAAGCUGGAGUACUUCACGGACAUCCUCAAGACCCUCCUCAACGACCUGGUGGAGCAGUAUGUGGCCAAGAACCCCAAACUCAUGCUGAGGAGGACGGAGACGGUGGUGGAGAAACUGCUGACAAACUGGAUGUCCAUCUGCCUGUACGCGUUCCUCAGGGAUUCUGCUGGCGAGUCUCUGUACAUGCUCUUCAGGGCCAUAAAGCACCAGGUGGACAAGGGCCCGGUGGACGCGGUGACCGGCAAGGCCAAGUACACCCUCAACGACAACCGCCUGCUGCGGGAGGACAUCGAGUACAAAACACUGACGGUGAAUGUAUUAAUGGCGGGCGUGGGGACAAACGAGGCGCAGCCGGUCCCCGCCAAAGUGCUGGACUGUGACACCAUCACGCAGGUGAAGGAGAAGAUCCUGGACCAGGUGUACAAGGGCACCUCCUUCUCCCACCGGCCCCAUACCGACUCACUCGACCUGGAGUGGCGGUCGGGUGUAGCAGGUCACCUGAUCCUGUCAGAUGAAGACCUGACGUCUGUGGUGCAGGGGAACUGGAAGCGCCUCAACACAGUACAGCAUUAUAAGGUUCCAGACGGAGCGACGGUGGCCCUGGUCCCACGCCACAGCAAACACAUCCAUCAUGACAACCACGACUACGUGGCCGGAGAGACAGAGACCCCGAUGCUGGAGGAUGCGGACGAGGGCGGGGUGCGGCUCUGGCACCUGGUGAAGGCCAGCGAGGAGCCCGAGCUCCCCAAACACCGCCGGGGCAGCCUGAGGGAGAGGGAGAGGGCCAAGGCCAUACCCGAGAUCUACCUCACCAGACUACUGUCUAUGAAGGGAACACUGCAGAAGUUUGUGGACGACCUGUUCACGGUGAUUCUGAGCACCAGUCGGCCUGUACCGCUGGCCGUCAAGUACUUCUUCGACCUCCUGGACGACCAGGCAGCACACCACGGCAUCCAGGACCCCGAAACCAUACACAUCUGGAAGACCAACAGUCUUCCUCUGCGGUUCUGGAUAAACAUCGUGAAGAACCCCAUGUUCAUCUUCGACGUGCAGGCCUCGGACAACGUGGACGCCGUGCUGUCCGUCAUCGCACAGACCUUCAUGGACUCCUGCACCAUCGCCGAGCACAAACUGGGCAGGGACUCGCCCAUCAACAAACUGCUGUAUGCCAGAGAUAUCCCGCGGUACAGGCAGAUGGUGGAGAGGUACUACGCCGACAUCAGACAAACAAUCUCCGCCAGUGACCAGGAGAUGAACUCUGCCUUGGCUGAGCUUUCUAGGAAUUACUCAGGGGAGCUGAAUUACCUGGUGGCUCUUCAUGAGCUCUACAAGUACAUCAACAAGUACUACGACCAGAUCAUUGGCGCGCUGGAGGAGGACACCACGGCUCAGAAGAUGCAGCUGGGUUACCGGCUACAGCAGAUAGCGGCCGCCGUCGAAAACAAAGUCACCGACUUGUGACCGGGGAGAGUGCGACGGACGGACAAACUGUGACGGAGAAAAUAAAAGAAAAGAGUGGGAUAACUUUCUAAAAACGAAAAAAUACUGGGAAAUGGACAAAUGUGGAACAUGGGACACUACAGAACAGAACACUACAGAAACUCUGGCCCCUGAGAUGUGGGUUUGGGGUUCUAGCAGACACUCUGCAGAGUCUCGCAUUGAGAAGAAGGAAAAAACACAAACAUUGAGGUGGCAGGAAUGACUGACAUGAGUCGUUUGGACUUGUACUGCCUCGUACUGCCAUAAGGGGGCGACCUCGUUCUUUUGAUUACAGAGACUUGAGGGAAGGGGAGGGUUCAUUGUGAGGCGAUGGAAGGGCUCACAUUCCAUAUUGCUCAAGUGCAGAGCAGCUUGAGCCACAGACACACUUGAGUUUGUCAUAGAGGGAGGACACACCAGAAACACCAGAAAAUGGCUGACCCUGAAAAAAAAAAUUCACGUGUACGGUUUGGGAGACAACCCAAAUGAAGAAAUAAUGGUUCAACCCAAAGGGGUCGAACCUAGAACGUUUCACCUCUCUGACAGUGACAUUGACAGAUAAUCUUCUAUCCAUAGGAGGUUAAGAGUGGUACUGAUUGGGAUGCUUCUACUGUGCCUACCAGACUACAUGUAGUAGCGUCUGCGUAUGCGCCUGUUGCACACUCUGCUCUCACGCUUUCCCAUCACCUGCCACUGCACAGGACACCAACCAUGCACAUGCUACAGACACUCGCACCUGCUAUACAGACACUCGCACUGUGUGUGUCUGAAUGUGGGUCUGUAAUUUGUGUGUGUGUGUGUGUGUGUCUAUAUCUGUGUCUCUGUGUGACAUCAAGAAAGCCUGUGAUCAUACCCUCCACCAUGCCGGGAGAGAACACAAAGCUCCAUUUUCUCUCUCUCUCUCUCUCUCUCUCUCUCUCUCUCUCUCUCUCUCUCUCUCUCUCUCUCUCUCUCUCUCUCUCUCUCUCUCUCUCUCCGAGCGACACUAUUGGGUAUAAGUGGAGUAUGUCAGAAAGUCCCGAGUGUGGCAUGAGUUAGUCUCCUGUGGCUGAGAGGGAUGAUCUGGCCAGUCAAAACAGAGCUGUAUGUUGUAUCAUCCCCCCGGUCAACAAACCUUUCCUGUCUCUCUCUACCUCUCCCUCUCUGUUUUAUGGAGUGUGCGUGUGCGUGUGUUCGAUUGUGUGUGUGUGUGUGCGGGCGAGUGUGUGAGCGUGUGAGCGUGCAAGCGUAUCAGUGCCCAUUCAAAUGUUUUCUGAUCAUGCCACACCUAUAGUAGGAUGUACAAUUCUUAAUUGAGGAAUCUGCAUUUUGGGCAUUAGUUGUGUAUACUUCUUCCUCUUAUUUUUUUUUCUGAAUAUCACUGGCAAGCAAAAAGAAAAGACAUAAAGACAUAAAUUAUGAUCCCUCAAUGUUUUAAUUAUUUAUUUAUGUUUUAGUGAUCAAACUUUUUUUUUCUCCCUUCACAUCCCCACCAUAUCGAUCAACCUGCACAUAUCCGUCCACGUUACAGCUGAACAGAUGAGGUUGUUUGAAAGUGCCCUGCCCAUUAUGUAAAAUCAUGUUUUUAUUUCCAUGUGGUACCAUAAAAGGUAAAAAGCAUUUCACUUUGGUCUGUGCCAUAAGCCUUCAAUGUUACUGUAUGUACAUAACAGAAAAUAAGAGGCUGUGAAUCACGUUGCCGUAAAAAAAAAAAACUAUCAGUGUUAAAACCAACGGUGCAUUUGAUAGAUGGUAUAAUGCUUCACUGUGGAGUCUUUAUUUUGUCCUUUUUUAUUCUUGUAAUUUUUUUUAGCUUUGCUGAAAAUGUUGUUAAGCGUCACUGUAAGGAUGGUCAUUCAAAGAGGUGAAAUUUACCCCUAGGACGGAUGGAUCAUCAGAUGUCAUUGCCAUAUGGUGUGGUUUUAAGAUGCAUUUUAACAUUCCUCCAUGUGGUUCCAGAGUUAGACCAAUCGAGUGACCAUGUGUGAUUUUUUUUAAUGAUUUGUUUUACGGUACUUACUUACCAUAUGAGAUCACUGUCUUGUAAACUAGAGACUCGAAUGUUGCUGAGUAAAAAAAUUGCUGGUUUCGUGCUAAUGUAGUUCUCUUUCUUUGAACACACUAGGCCAGAAAAAAACUGCAGUUAUCAGUGACUCAGAUUGAAUCAAAACAAGAGGUCGAAUUCACUGCUGUACUUACGCAACUGUUAUUACAUCAUGUCAGAUUUGAAUUUUUAAAAAUAACUGACCAUUCAGUAGUUCUUUGACACAAUCGGAACUGUGUGUAUUCAGGUUUACAAUCACCGUGUUUGACAACAGGCUGCACCACAUGCAUGCUGGGAUCUGGUGGGAAAAUGCUGGUAUUGAACACAGUGGUAGUGUGUUAAACAAGCAUCACAAUUAAUCAACUGCACAUCAGUUCUUCAGUCAUUUCUCCGACAAGCUGGCUUCAGUGAUUGUAAGAAUUGCUGAGUAUAUUUAAAAGAAAUGAAAAAUGGCGUGUCCAUCUAAAGACUGACCAACUGGUUAGGGCUGAACUGUUGUUAUGCUCAUUAGGUUGUAUAAAUGUGUCAGAGUAGAGCAGGCUCGCUUUUCACAGCUUUUCCAAUGUUAAUUUACUUGUAAAUAUUGUUUUAACUGAUCCUCAAUGUAGUAGCCCAUUUACUUGUUUAAUAAAAAUGUUAAUACAUGGA